This is a messenger RNA of Linum tenue, 745 nucleotides long. The record is from the annotation of a GenBank genome assembly. Lineage: Eukaryota; Viridiplantae; Streptophyta; Magnoliopsida; Malpighiales; Linaceae.
CCCCGAACCCUAUUUUUUCCUAAAACCCCAUCCCGUCCCGUCUUCGCACCCGAAGAUUCGAGUACUUCCUCCCUAAACCCCUGACCUCUCCAGUCUCCUCCACGCCUUCUCUCUUCUCUCAUCGGUAGCUGUGACCCUCUGCCGCUCCAAACUCCCGGAAAAUGGCGAAGCGUUUGAUUCCAGCCUUUAAUCGCAUUUUGGUCGAGAAGAUUGUCCCUCCUUCCAAGACUACCGCCGGCAUCCUUCUUCCGGAGAAAACCUCCAAGCUGAACUCUGGCAAAGUUGUUGCUGUGGGUCCUGGGCUUCGUGACAAGAAUGGAAAUCAGAUCCCUGUAGCGGUGAAAGAAGGAGAGACGGUUCUUUUGCCCGAGUAUGGUGGGACUGAAGUGAAGCUUGGUGAUAAGGAGUAUCAUCUCUUCCGGGAAGACGAUAUCCUUGGAACUCUUCAUGAUUGAUGCAGAAGGAACUGUACCUCGCAUUGAUGGAGUUGGUACUUCUCUAGUGUUGGAAAGUUAAAUUUUUAAGCUUGAAAGUUGGCAUUGUUUCUCUCUCGUCGGAGAGAACAUGAUCAUGAACCCUGAUGUCUUUACACAUAUUGGAUACUUGCUGAAACGUUCUGCUUUUGUUCUGUUGGCUGAUGAUGGGGAUGGUUCCUAGUGUCUGAUUGUUUACUUGCUUAAGUGAAAAGAGUAGAACAUCUAUGGAUAAUUGAGGUGUCCUAUGCCAGGUUGUGCAAUUUUCUUAG